Camellia sinensis is the source of this 771-nucleotide messenger RNA. Lineage: Eukaryota; Viridiplantae; Streptophyta; Magnoliopsida; Ericales; Theaceae. The record is from RefSeq and is a predicted model, not a curated record.
AUGACGGGACCUCCUGAUGCGAGAAGAAAGGAUAAACGGUGUGAGUAUCAUAGAGACCAUGGUCACAACACCGAUAGUUGUUAUUCAUUAAAGGAUCACCUUGAAGAAUUGGUGCAAGACAACCGUCUUACACAAUACUUGCCGUCUAGCACCCAUAGCCCUUUGACACCAACAAAACGGCCACACGACACUAGAAGGAUCAGCUUCGAUGAUAGUGAUUUAGUUGGAGUGACCCACCCCCACACUGAUCCCCUCGUCAUUGAGCUACGUGUAAACAAAUUCACCAUUGAGCGUGUUCUCAUUGACCAUGGCAACACUUCAGAGAUAAUGUAUCAUAAAACUUUUGUCAAACUUGGUUUCACCGAUUCAGACCUGUCUCCGACUAAUUACCCGUUAUUCGAAUUCAAUGCUAACCCGGAGUAUCCUUUGGAAAAUAUCAAACUACCAAUACGGGCCGACACCAGAUCGAUAGACGUAGAAUUUCUGGUUGUCAAGCUCCCUUCGCCGUAUAAUCUGAUCAUGGGUAGAACUUGGUUACAUACGAUGCAAGCCGUGCCAAGCACCUACCACCAACUGCUCCGUUUUUCGGCUAAAUAUAGUAUCAAACAAAUUCGCAGCUCACAGAAAUCGGCACAGGCAUGCUAUCUUCUAGCUACAAAGAGACCAAAGGAACUGGAAGUGCAUUCAAUUGAGGUAUCGAAUAGGGAGAGCCUCGAAGAUAUUGUGAGGAUCCCAAGUGAAAAAGCAAUCGAAGCCCUGCAUCGGGUCUAA